Messenger RNA from Panonychus citri (citrus red mite), 4417 nucleotides. Its product is annotated as atrial natriuretic peptide receptor 2-like. NCBI's taxonomy places the organism in Eukaryota, Metazoa, Arthropoda, Arachnida, Trombidiformes, Tetranychidae. The transcript is spliced from 18 exons. The record is from RefSeq and is a predicted model, not a curated record. Gene Ontology annotation, cellular component: membrane. Gene Ontology annotation, molecular function: guanylate cyclase activity; protein kinase activity; ATP binding. Bases 239 to 3670 code for a protein of 1143 amino acids. Gene Ontology annotation, biological process: cGMP biosynthetic process; receptor guanylyl cyclase signaling pathway; intracellular signal transduction.
AGUUCAUGAGUUUAUUGCAAUUCUCGAAUUCUGUUUGUGUUUAUAAAAGAUAAACUGAACUUUAUUGUUUUCUUUUCAACUCUUACAAGUUCUUGAGUAAGAUUCAUAUCUAUUCAAUUUACAUGUAUUGAAACAACACCAAGAAAUAGUUUUUUAUAUCUAAAAUUAACAUCAUGUAGUUUGGUUACAACUACAAAACUAAUAAUGUGAUAUUGCUCUCGAUUCAUUCAUCAUCAUUAUGAAUUCAUUAACAACUUAUGUACAUUAUUAUUACAUUUUCUUGUUUCAUUUAUUAUCUUCCAUCAAAUCCGACCUAAUGAACAAUUCGAUCCAAUUAAAUGCCAAAAAUGACACUUUCAAUGUUGGAAUAUUAAUGGUUAAAAGAUACGAAAAAGAUGCUGUUCGAUUUGAUCUUGUACAUAUUGGACCAGCGAUUGACAUUGCAAGAGAAAAGUGUCAAAGAUACUAUGAUAUUAAUCUAAUAACGAAAGAAGGUUAUUAUGAUGGUACAUGUAAGGAAAGAGAAGCAAUUGGUCGAGCUUAUGAUCUAUUGGAAAAAUACAAGGAUAAUCUUGUUGGUUUCGUUGGACCAGCUUGUAGUAAUGAUCUUCAGUCGGUCUCUCAACUUGCCGCUUAUAAACAUAUUCCAAUAUUAACUGGACUUGGGGAUAUAAUUUUGAGCCACAGGUCAGAUUUAAAUUCACUGAUACGACUCUCAUACGAUAUGAAGGAUAAGGCUCGAGCGAUAUUGGCAUUUCUCGAUUAUUUUAAAUGGUCAACUUUUGGCCUUGUCUACAGAUACGGUGACGUUUAUUACAAUACUUUAGCCGAUGUACUUUUGAAACUUCUUAAAUGGCCUAAAUAUUCACAUUUUAAAUGCUCUUGUCGUGAGACUUAUUUUCGUGAUUCUGAUAAAAAUAUUCUUACAAAUAUUGGUAAAGUAUUGGAAAGGAUGACCACUUGCUCUCGAAUUAUCAUUAUUUUGGGUGGAGAUAAAGAUGUUAGAACUAUCUUAUUGAAAGCUCAUCAACAGGGAAUGACUCAAGGAGAUUAUGUAUUCAUUUAUCCAGAACUAAUUGAAGCUGAAGCUCUUGGAAAUAUGAGUUGGUCUCGAGGAGUCGAAGAUGAAUCGAUUGGUUCACAAUUAAAAAUUGCUUAUCAAUCUCUUUUAAUUGUAAGCCUUAAUCAACCUCCGGGUGACCAUUAUAAAAACUUUUCCGAUGAAGUUAAAUCUCGAGCUGAUCGUGAUUACAAUUAUCAAUACAAUGAACAAGUGGUAAACUAUUUUACUGCAAGUUUCCAUGAUUCAGUUCUACUUUUAUGCCGAGCCAUCAGGGAAACUUUGAAUGACCAUCAGAAUCCCUAUGAUGGUCAACUUCUUGUCCAGCGAAUGAGAAACUUAACUCUUAAUGGUAUUUCUGGAGAUAUAACCAUAGAUGAUGAAGGUGAUAGGAUAGCUGAUUAUGCUCUUCUUGACCAGACCAAUAUUGAUAAUGGAUUAUUUGAGGUUGUUUUACGCUAUUAUGGGGCAACCAAAAAGUUCACCAAAGAGAAAGAAAUUAAAUGGCCUCCGGGUGAAUUUGGUGUAAAACCAAUGGACAUUCCCGAGUGUGGAUUCAAUGGAGAUACUUGUGACCAGGAUCUACCCUAUUGGAAUAUAUUGUUGACCAUUUUCUUGAUUAUAAUUACACUUAUUCUUACAGCUUCUUUGUUCAUCUAUCGUAAAGUCAAAUUGGAAGCUGCUUUGGCUAAUAUGUCUUGGAAAGUUCGUUGGGAGGACAUUAUUCUUGACCAUGGUCCACGACAAUCGUUCAUGAGUAAAAUUACAACAUCAAGUCAGGGUGAAUUAAAUGAGAUGCGUUGUAAUGAAGGAAAAAUCUUAUGUGCCCAUUACAAGGGUAAUCGGGUCGCCAUUAAAAAACUUCCUUCCCAAAGGAUUGAGGUCACCAGGGAGAUUCUCAUGGAAUUGAAAAUUAUCAGGGAGACUUCCCAUGAGAAUUUGGCUCGUUUCAUUGGGGCUUGUAUUGAUGUUCCAAAUGUAAUCUUAACCGAAUUCUGUCCCAAAGGCUCAUUACGUGAUUUAUUGAUGAACUUUUCUCUUAAUUUGGAUUGGAUGUUUCGAUUUUCCUUGAUUAAUGACAUAAUCGCUGGAAUGUGUUACCUUCACAGUAGCGAGCACAUUUACCAUGGAAGAUUAAAGUCGACUAAUUGUUUAGUUGAUUCUAGAUUUUGUAUCAAAUUAUCUGAUUUUGGUUUGGAGAAACUUAGAAUCGCAGCUUCAUCAAACCCUUCAUCUCAUGAACAUCAACAUAAUCAGAAUAAAUGUUCAAUCAAGACAAUAUCUUCCAACACUGAGCCUCAUCUAACUGUCUCAGUUGAAACAAAUGGUAUCAUUUCCAGCGGUCAUUCUGACCCUUACUCGAUACUUUAUCUAUCACCUGAUUUACUUAACAAGGACAUUAAUACUAAAUCGAAUCAAAACUCAACUAGAAUAAAUGAUGUAGAAAAGGCUCGAAAUAGAACUCGGUGUAGAUGUUCAGAAGUUUCCAAGUACAAACUGAGACGUUGUUAUGAUUGCGUUUAUCGAGGACAAAAGGCAGAUGUUUACAGUUACUCGAUUAUAUUACAAGAGAUUAUCACUCGAUCAUUUCCAUUCCAUCCUUAUGUUUUAUGUAUGGACAUUCAGACAAUCGCAAAUAAUGUUGUUCGUCACGAUCUUAGACCGGAUGUACCUCUCGAUUUAUGUGAAAAUAAGGAGCUUUAUCAUCAUAUGGUUCGAUGUUGGUCUCGUGAACCUCAUUCAAGGCCUGAUUUUAAUCAGAUUAAGCGAGAGAUCAGGUUAAUCGCUCGAUUAAGUGGUCAGAAUGAUGAUUCAUUGGAAAAUGUUACACUAACGGAGAAAUUGUUACAAAGAAUGGAACAAUAUGCAAAUGAGUUGGAGUCCAUAGUUGAACAAAGAACUGGAGAACUUGCUGAAGAGAAGAAGAAAACUGAAGAAUUAUUAUAUCAAAUUCUACCAAGGAUAGUUGCGAAUCAAUUGAAAAUCGGAGAGAGUGUCAUUCCUGAUUAUUACGAUUCUGUGACAGUUUAUUUCAGUGAUAUCGUUGGAUUUACAGCAAUGUGUUCUGAUAGCACUCCAAUUGAAGUGGUCAAUUUCCUUAACGAUUUAUAUACCUGCUUUGAUUCAAUCAUUUCCGAUUAUGAUGUCUACAAGGUUGAAACAAUAGGCGAUGCAUAUAUGGUUGUUUCCGGUUUACCUGAAAGAAAUGGACCGGAACAUGUUCGACAAAUUGCUCGAAUGUCCUUACAGAUAUUACGAUCAGUUGAUGGGUUCGUUAUAAGACACAGAAAAGAUGAGAAAUUGAAACUUAGAAUCGGGAUACAUUCAGGUCCAUGUUGUGCUGGUGUUGUCGGUAAUAAGAGGCCAAGGUACUGUCUGUUUGGAGAUACUAUUAAUACAGCGUCUCGAAUGGAAUCGACGGGAGAAGCUUUGAAAAUUCAUAUAAGUUCAGCAACGAAAAUGCUUCUGGACAAAUUCGAGCAAUUUAUCAUAGCCGAAAGAGGAGAUGUUAUAAUAAAAGGUAAAGGGAUCAUGAGAACCUAUUGGCUUCUCCAUGAAGAGAUUCCGAUUAAUCAGCAACAUGAUACUCAGCAAUCAAUUAAUGGUUGAUAAUUUAUUCCUUUGAAUAACUUAUUCUAAAAUAUUAUAUCAUUAAUGUGUAUCUACGGUAAAGCUAACAAGAAAUGAUUAAAUCUUUUUUCUAUUCUUAUCAAAGUAUAAAUAGUUUUCUAUUGAGAAAUUCUGAUAACGAUAAUUUCUUGGAUUAAAUUCAGACCUUAUAUUAGACUGUGACUUUUAGAUUCACAUAAUUGGUGUUGAUUUAGAGAUAAAUUUAGGUAUUAGUUAGAAAUCUAAAGUUAGUUAAUUGUUAUUAUCGGUUGAGGUUUGAAUGUUUAAUUCGCACUUGAUUUAAGCUUCAAAAUUGAUUGAAAUUACUAAUGGUGAAAGAAUUUUCUGUUCACUAAGACUCAUUCAAUUCUGUGGUUUGAAUUGUAUCACCAUGAUAAUCAGCUGAAAGAGAAGAAUGAAGAAAAUCGUAAGACCUUGUUGUUGAGAAAAUAUCAAAUAUCUGGAUAAACUUAUUAAUCCAUAGGACUUUGAUAAAGAUUAUUAAGAUUCUAUUGGAAUGUUAAACGUCACAUUUUGUUAAUGACAAUUCUAAUUGAUAGAUGGAAGAGAAAAGUAUAAAAUGAACGUUAAUUGUUAAAAUGAGAGAUAAAUUUACCGUUAAGUCAGUUGAUGAUCGGCGGUCGAUCAAGUCUACUUACAGUGUUAAUUGAUUGACGUGUGUUGAAAUAUAUAAAUAAGUCCAAGUCCGUGUUAACCGUUAUCCUCGUUCAUUCAUAAUUGUAAUAC